This is a messenger RNA of Lindgomyces ingoldianus, 1839 nucleotides long. RefSeq names its product Mo25-domain-containing protein. The transcript is spliced from 7 exons. Gene Ontology annotation, molecular function: protein kinase activity; protein serine/threonine kinase activator activity; ATP binding. Lineage: Eukaryota; Fungi; Ascomycota; Dothideomycetes; Pleosporales; Lindgomycetaceae. Gene Ontology annotation, biological process: intracellular signal transduction; protein phosphorylation. Bases 1 to 1839 code for a protein of 612 amino acids. The record is from RefSeq and is a predicted model, not a curated record.
AUGGAGGCUCCCCACGAUUCCAAGCGCGAGGCACAGAUACUAGGACUCUCGGCAUCUGAACACGUAAUACCACUGUUAGAGACCUUCCGCGAAGCUGGGACGAAGUUUGUCCUGGUCUUUCCAUUUAUGCCAUACGACUUCAAGCAACUUCUCCAAGACGGGAGGCUGUCGGCUAAACAAAUACGGGGCUGUCUCCGGGACAUGUUCUCGGCGCUGGCUUUCAUACACUCCCACAGCAUCAUCCACAGAGACGUCAAGCCUUCGAAUAUCUUAGUCAAAUCACUAGACGGGCCUGCCUAUCUGUCAGACUUUGGCAUUGCGUGGGCUCCCAGUGCCCCGGGUUCGGAAACAGCCGAUUGGAAAAUCACCGAUGUCGGUACCACCUGCUACAGGGCGCCGGAGCUGUUGUUUGGAAAUAAGAAAUACGGAUGUAGCCUCGACCUCUGGGCAGCCGGUUGCACGGUUGCAGAAGCCGUCGUUCCUGGACAUCCGACUCUCUUCGACUCCGGAGACCAGGGGAGCGAGCUUCAUUUGAUCCAGAGCUUCUUCAAGAAGUUGGGGACACCUAACUUGACCGUCUGGCCUGAAGCUGCAGAUCUUCCCGACUGGGGUAAGAUGCAGUUCUAUGAGUAUCCUCCCCAGCCCUGGCCAUGCUUACUGCCGAAUGCGUCUGAUAACGAAUGCGAUCUUCUGCGUGUCACUAGACCCUCCCUUUCAAAUACGACCCCACCUGUCGACGUCAACCACCGCCAUCGGUUCCUUCAACAACAGACCACCACCAUGGCUUUCUUAUUCAGGAACAGACAGAAGAACAAUGUAGAGCUGGCAAAGUCAACGAAGGAUCUUCUGAACAGGUUGAGCGAGGAUCCGAAGCCGAAUUCAAAGUUAGAGGAAGAGCUGGUCCGAAACCUCCAGCAGAUGAAGGUGACUCUUCAAGGCACGCUCGAGGCAGAAGUCAGUCAGGAAUCGAUGUUCCAGCUCCUCUCUUUAAUCGUCCAAGAAGACCUCCUUUACAUCCUAGCAAACAAUAUCCAUAAGCUGCCCUUCGAAUCCCGCAAAGAUGCCCAAGUCAUCUUCUCAAAUGCCUUCCGCUACAAGGCCCCCGGAGCUUCGGAACCUGAAAUACUGUAUCACGUUAUAAGAUCACGCCCAGAAAUCAUAAUAUCUCUUUGCAAAGGCUAUGACAGACGAGAGAGCGCCAUGCCAUGUGGCGGGGUCCUUCGCGAAGCCCUGAAAUAUGACUCAAUCUGCGCAUUGAUACUCUACGACGAACCUGAUGGGAGUGGCAAAGACCUUGGGAAUGUAAAUCCCGACAUACCGUCUUCAGGCGGAGGUGUCUUCUGGAGGUUCUUUGACUGGAUAGACAAGGGUGCGUUUGAAGUUAGCGCGGAUGCAUUCAACACAUUCCGGACCAACUUUGAAAUGUUCUUUUCCAAAUACAACACAAUGCUAGUGCAGUCGGAGAGCUACGUCACGAAAAGACAGUCGAUCAAGCUGCUUGGGGAAAUUUUGCUCGACCGGGCAAAUUACAGUGUCAUGACAUCCUAUGUUGAGUCGGGCGAGCAUCUCAAGAUCAUCAUGAAGCUACUGCGGGACGACAGGCGCAUGAUCAAUUAUGAAGGAUUCCACGUUUUCAAGGUGUUCGUGGCCAACCCGAACAAAUCUCUAGCUGUUCAGCGCAUCUUGAUUAGCAACCGCGAGAAGCUGCUCCGGUUCCUACCGGCCUUUUUAGAGGACCGCACCGAAGAUGAUCAGUUCGUCGACGAGAAAAGUUUCCUGAUCCGGCAGAUUGAGCAAUUGCCGUCGGCACCAGUGCAGCCAACGCCAGCUUCAGGCUAG